This is a messenger RNA of Gadus morhua (Atlantic cod), 1231 nucleotides long. RefSeq names its product proteasome 20S subunit alpha 2a (gene psma2a). The coding region runs from base 68 to 772 and encodes 234 amino acids. The transcript has 8 exons. Gene Ontology annotation, cellular component: proteasome core complex; proteasome core complex, alpha-subunit complex. Gene Ontology annotation, biological process: ubiquitin-dependent protein catabolic process. The record is from RefSeq and is a predicted model, not a curated record. NCBI's taxonomy places the organism in Eukaryota, Metazoa, Chordata, Actinopteri, Gadiformes, Gadidae.
GGAAACGUAUAUUCACCAAUCACGUCCAGCGUUGUUGCUCCGACUGAAGGAACCUGCAGAAGCAAAGAUGGCGGAACGUGGAUACAGUUUCUCUCUCACCACAUUUAGUCCUUCGGGUAAACUGGUCCAGAUUGAGUAUGCCCUGGCAGCCGUAGCAGCAGGAGCCCCCUCAGUCGGGAUCAAAGCAUCCAAUGGCGUUGUACUCGCAACAGAAAAGAAACAGAAGUCCAUCCUUUACGAUGAGCAGAGUGUUCAUAAGGUGGAACCCAUCACCAAGCACAUAGGGAUGGUGUACAGUGGGAUGGGGCCUGACUACAGAGUUUUGGUACGUCGAGCCAGAAAAUUGGCCCAACAGUACUUCUUGGUCUACCAGGAGCCCAUCCCCACUGGGCAGUUGGUUCAGAGAAUUGCCUCUGUCAUGCAGGAAUAUACACAGUCUGGCGGUGUGCGUCCAUUUGGUGUGUCAUUGCUGAUUGCCGGAUGGGAUGAAGAUCAACCCUACUUGUUCCAGUCUGAUCCUUCUGGAGCGUACUUCGCAUGGAAGGCCACAGCCAUGGGGAAGAACUAUGUAAACGGCAAAACAUUCCUAGAAAAAAGGUACAACAAUGACCUGGAAUUGGAAGAUGCCAUCCACACUGCCAUCUUGACACUGAAGGAGAGCUUUGAGGGCCAGAUGACGGAGGAGAACAUCGAGGUCGGGAUCUGCAACGAGGCUGGCUUCAGACGGCUCACCCCCGCUGAGGUCAAAGACUACCUGGCAGCCAUUGCGUGAACUGUUAUGUUUUUUUCUGUCUACAUGACCCUGUUUUUUCAAUUAAAGACAUGGCAGAGUAUAACUACACCAAUUGGCAUUGUAACAACCGAAUCUCUAUCCGCUUGUUGCAGUUCAACUGAAUGAGAAGGUGGACUAUGGUUCAAGUAAAAUCUCAACAUUCUCCUACUUUGAACAUAUAAUUCCCUUGAUUGAAUCAAUGUACAUGUGAAUAUAAUACACCAAAUGUGAUUUAUAAUGCAACUUCAACGAUUAUAACCAUAGCAGGAAUUUGGAGUUCAUGGAUUGGUUCUCAGUAUAUGCAUCCCAUCGCACAUACUCAAGAGGGAAUAAAGGAAGAUCUUGAGAUUUUACUGACAAUCAUUGUGUAGCGGUUUUUCAAGUAUUUUCCCAGUUUAUACACUUUUUACUUUCUCUGUACGUUGAUAUGUUCAACUUAAUAAAAGGUCUUCAUGUCAA